Messenger RNA from Stylonychia lemnae, 606 nucleotides. The record is from the annotation of a GenBank genome assembly. NCBI's taxonomy places the organism in Eukaryota, Ciliophora, Spirotrichea, Sporadotrichida, Oxytrichidae.
AUGGAUCACGAUCACAAGGACCAGCCAACAGUUAUCAAUGAAGAACACAAUUUCAUGUACUACAGUCAGCCAAAAGUCUUUGCUAAAAUCAUUCAAAACAGAAUGGCAAUCUUUGGCACCUGGGCUCUUAUUGGGUACCUCGGCCACUUCUUCUGUAUAAUCAUAGGAUUGAAUCUUUAUUCGGACAAUGAUCGUUUACUUGCAUGCAAUUACCCCAAAGGAGAUCACCGUAAUAGCUCAGUAUAUGACACAUCACUGAUCUUAGUGCUUGCAUACCAUUUGAUUGAGUGGAUUAGAGUUAUUAUGUUCGCAGUUACAAUCUUACUCGGAUCAAACUUCAUUCCAAUCUGGUAUGGGACAAGCUUGAACACAGUAUUCGGAAUUAUUGCAUACAUCUACGUGCAUGUGCAAAGAUUUAACGAAGACGGAAAAAGAUGUGCUGACUCGCAGAGAGGCAGAGCCGAGUUCCUCCUUGCUGAAGUUAUCAUUUUCUGGUUGACCUUCUUCUUCACCUCAUUCCCUCACUUUUUCCUGUUCAUCAUGAAGAAAGAGAACAUUGAAGAAGCAUUAAAAAAGAAACUCAGUGAGGAAGAAGAAGAGCAUUGA